AAGUUGGAACCGGGGUGAGCCAUUCCUCCUUCUGCGGCACUCACCCACCUUUGCGCCGUUAUUUUUCCAUAACGUUGCUCUUUUCUGCCAGUUUAGUCGCUAAAAAGUUUACUAAAGCGGACUUCCUGUGCGCAGGGAACCCAGAGCAGACUCCUCCCAGCGAGUUGUCCUGGGAAACACUAACAACUGCUGAGCUCCUGUUCGCCAACUGGGAGGAAAACUUUUCCGCCGAGCUUCUUGUGCUGCUACACCGGGACGCUUCGGUCCAGUUGGGAGCUUUGGAGGAGCCGUAAUGGGAGGAUUAUUAUGCGUUUAAAGGCUGCGCCCUUUCCACGCUGCCUGAGUGUCCAGGGACAUGAAACUCAAUCCCCAGCAAGCUCCUUUGUAUCAGGGUCGGUGUGUCGUCACAGUGCAGCUUUCUGAUGAAGAGCUGGCUGCAGAUGAUGAGGGCGUGGACUACUUUCUGCUGUUUGCCGGCACAACACAGAGGCAUCUAACCAGCACCCUGAGGAGCAGCCAUGACACCUUACAGGCAUUAUGUCCCGCUCAUGACUGCUGUGAGGUGGUGUUGGUCACCUUAUGUUCAGCCACCCAAACUACCAGUGGGAGCUCGGAGGAGCCAGCCUCCUGCCUGGCUUGUGUGGCUCCAGUGGCUGAGCAUCCAUUCAGCUUUGUCCAGGAUUUGGCUUUUGACAUGGCCCAGUUUUUGGUGAGCGCAGCAGGCCGAGCUGAUGGCCUUGAUGGGGCCCUGCUCCUGGACGAGUGUCAGAUUCCCCUGCAAGAGUGUGAGCGCCUGGAUGAGAGCCUGGCACUGGCCCUCCACCACCUCCAGUUGCCUCCAGGAUGGAGCCUACUGGGAAGCAAACCGGCCAACAGCUCUGGCCCGAGCCCUCAGGAGACUCUGCUGCAUUUCUCAGCACGCCGCGGACUCUCUCGGGUGACACGCUUUCUGCUGCGGCAACCAGGAGCCAGGGAAGCCCUUCAGCUGGUCAAUAAAGAGGGACACACCCCAGCUGCUCUAGCAACGCAGCGUGGACAUGAACAUCUCCAUGAACUCCUGUCCAAGACGGAGACGGACCCGGAGACGGACGAGGUGCCUGAGACUCUCCAGCUGGUGUCUGCAGACUGUCGAGUGUGCUGCAACUCCCCAGUGUUGAACACACACACUCUGACGGUGAGCAUCCGCCCCGGACGCCGCGCUCCGACCCUUCAGGAGAGCGUGGAGUAUCUUCUGCACCUAUUGAACCACCUCAAUGCAAAGGGACUUUCUGUGUUGGAGCUACAGUUGGACUCGCUGCACACAGCUGCUGAAUGUCGUGACGGCGAGACAACCGACUUACUCCUGCAGCCGUCCUUAACGUCAGAGUGCCAGCUUACAGAAACCAAAGAAAGUGAGGGGGAAAGCGUCAAAGAGGAGAGAAACAACACUGUUGUUUGUGAGCUUAGGGAGAGUUGUAACUUGGAGACGGAGGGCAGUUUCCCUCCACCGUCAGAAAUCCCUCCCCAGCAGCACGGCCUCGACCCCGAGGCGGACGGGGUGUGUCUCUGUCUGAACUCUGAGGGAGAGGGCUGCCAGACAGACCAGGAGGGGAGCCCUGAUUCCAGUUCCAGUUUGAAUUUGUGUGACAGGAGUGAAAGGGCACAGGGUGAGGCUGAAGGGGAAAACAGCGCUGUGGGAAACGUCCCAGCAGAAGGCUGCGGUAAACAGGCAGAGGAAGCUGACACAGAGGAGGCUGUGAUCCGGGAAGAACAGAAGGCCACGGAGGGAGAGGAGCAGCCUGAGCAGGAAGCAGGAGACAAAACAGCCACGAGGAGGGAGGAGGAGAGCGGAUCAGAGACAUCAGCAAGCGGAGACGCAGACUGCUCAGUCAUGGGCCAGUCUCCGCUGUCAGGGAGCUCCGAAGUUUUAAUCACCUGUGAAUCAGAAGCAAAGCAAAGAUCUCUGGAAGGAGAGAACACUGAGAACGAACACAGAGAAGUUACCCAGGAACCUUUCAACGGGCCCAAUCCAGAGGAAGAGGAUGAUGGGAGGGAAGAGUUAAAUGGCUCCGUAUCAACCCCGGGAGACCCUCCCAACCCACCGCUGAUAGUCUGCGGUGAUGUAAUAGAGCAGCAUGAAUCUGCUGCUCCACAGCUCCUGAUAGAAGGCCUCCAUGAAGGGGAACCUCCGCCAGACAUAAACAGCCGAGAACAAAACCAGGAAACAGCUGGUAGGGAUUAUAAAGCCGAGCAGGAGAUGGGCUCAGCUCCAGAAGCUGCUUGUCAUUCCGGGAAUCGUGCUGAAGCUGCGAGCGGCGAGGAGCCAGGCGGCGAAGACGCAGCUGAACCCCAAGAUAUAGCUUUGGAGAAACCUGAGAAUUUGGGUUUUUGCAUGGCUGACGGCUCCAGAGAGGAAUCACAGAUUGACCAUUUCUACUCGGAGGCUUCAUCGGAAAACAUGCUGACUAAAAAGAAGGCUGACCAUGACUCAGGCCUGGUACACCGCGUCUCAAGCGAUGAGGAAGGCAGUUUCAGAUCCUGCGGAAGCUCCUCGACAGAAAUAUUUCACCCUGCUCAGGACAACGGCACCAGAGAGGAGGGAGAUCUGCUUCCAAACGCCACUGUAGAAAUAUCCUCAACAGGAUGUAUGGAGGACCCAACUGAUCUGACAUCACUUUGUCACGAUGGCUCAUUAGGUGGCGACACCGAUCUCUCUUUGGAUUCUGUUAUUGUCGGUUCCCUGACGCCUCCAGAUGGUAGUAAAAACGGCACAGAGUCUGAAUCCAGUCCGUCAGCUGACAUCCACGCAGUGGAGGGUUUGACUCCUGAGUCCAGCGAGGAAGUGCUCCCAGAACUUCCUGAACAGGAUUCAGUUUCGGAUCCAGCUGUUUCAACGGCAGAGGAUUCUCCAACAGACAUCAGGGAGUCCUGCAGCUCUGAUUUGAAUGCUGAGGUCGACUAUGAAGCAUCAAAGAUGUCUGUGGGAGAGAAGGACGAAGCCAACGGUCCCGUUAAUGAUGAUCAACAGAUGGAUGUGGAUGAUAAAUCGGAUACAGUAGAGGAAAGUGGAAAUGUCCCGAAGCAAAUUGAACAGGAAGACUCGGAGACGACGGUCUCAGCAGGAUCAGCUGAGAAUACUUUAGCCGUCUCGUUAUCACAGGACCCUGAUCCACUGUCAGACACCGUGGAUGCUCACCUCGUGGAAUUAGAACCCCCUGCUGCUGUCGCUGAAGUGUCUCUGGAUCAGAUGGCUGACGGCCCAAACGCUGGCGACGCUGUGGAUGCAGCGCUGGAGAGCUGCGCCGCCGCACACCAAGAGGUGGACAUCGCCAAAUCUGAGGAGGCCGUCAGACACACAGAGGAGGAAGAAACUGGUCCAGCAGAGGGAGCGGACUCCUCCACAAUCCACAGAGACAGAGAGGCGUCCUUCCAUCAGACUUGCAAGCCUCAGCACUCAGAAUCCUCAACAUCUCCAGCCUUUCCCAGUUUGCCCAGCAGAACCAGCAGUUCCACCAGCUGCCCGUCAUCCACUCACAGAGAUUCUGGCAGUGACAUUGAAAGCCUCCUGAGUGCAGAGCCAGAGUAUGACACCAUCUUUAGAAAGGGCGAUGAACGGGUGACCGGAGGAGACAGCACCAGCGAGGUCUCAGUCUCCUGCUCCUCUACAGACGACACGGCGAGCGUCGGCCCGUCCAGUUCCAGUCCUGAAGGCAGCCAGGGCUUAGGCGGCAGCUGGAGCCCAGAGGAGGGCAUCCAGCCUGAAGCUACUACCACUGAAGGGCAGGAUACCUCUGGAGUAGGAGGAGGAGGAGGAGGGGUGGACGCUGAAGAGGAAGCAAAAGACAGAGUGAGCGAGGUACCGCGGCGUUCCUGGAACAGCAAACGCUCUCUGUCGCCCCUUCGCCGCCACAGCUGGGGUCCAGGAAAGAACAACGGAGGAGAAUCAGAGAUGAACCAGCGGAGUUCCAUCCGUAGCCCUGGUGAGGGGAAGCCGGCCUUUCACAGGAGAAGGUAUUGAUAAGAUGUUGGGAGUGAUCUGUUGUCCUCAUGCGGUGCGGUGUGGGCUGUGUGAAGCUGCUGCUUUUUAACAUCUGCUCGCUGCGCUGCUCCGGCUUUAUGCUGCAUCCCUGCAGGCGACUGUGCUCCAGGAGGUAGCUUGUCUUUUCACCCCUGCAUGGCAGAGCUUCGUCUCUUUUACUACAGAGGGAGUAAAGUGUAACUCGGAUGCAUUGCUGCAGA
This is a messenger RNA of Cyprinodon variegatus (sheepshead minnow), 4218 nucleotides long. Its product is annotated as A-kinase anchor protein 13-like. The transcript has 13 exons. The record is from RefSeq and is a predicted model, not a curated record. Gene Ontology annotation, biological process: regulation of Rho protein signal transduction. Lineage: Eukaryota; Metazoa; Chordata; Actinopteri; Cyprinodontiformes; Cyprinodontidae. Gene Ontology annotation, cellular component: plasma membrane. The coding region runs from base 356 to 3997 and encodes 1213 amino acids.